GGGAGCGCCGUCCGCCAGUCCGGACGCAUUCGCGGUUCGCGAACCACUGUCCCGCGUGCUCGUUGUUCAGCCCGUCUGCGUGUUCUGGGUGACGGUGUGCCAAAUCUGCCAGUUUGCCAGGAUUGUGUUGUGUUGUGUCGUUGUGUUGUUGCGGGAUUUAUGUGAUUAAGAUGGCGUAACUGUCAUUCAAAAUGGCGGCCGUCUCGUCAGCUCACAUACAAGACGCGAUAAAAAUCCAAGAACACAGCGAUGAGGAAGCAUACUCACCCGCGACCCGGGACACGACCAGCCCCGAGCCGCAUGACGACGAUAAAUCCGAAGAUCGAAACAUACAUAGGUCCUCUUUCUCCAUACAUAAUGUGCUGAAGAAAGAGAGAGAUAGCAAUAGCCCAGACAAUGUGUUCUCAACAGAUAAACUGUUGCAGAACACGCCGAAUUAUGAAGAGAACAUUGAGAGAGCCACUGCGAGCUUGAGUCCAGUGGACGAGGAUACUAACGAUCGAGCCGAGAUCAGUGUGGACGACGAUAACUCCUGCUGCAGUGAUGACACGGUGCUGUCGGUCGGGAACGAGGCGCCGGUGUCCACGUACGAGGACAAGAGCCCUCAGGAGCACCAGGAGCUAACAUCCUUCAAACACAUACAGACGCAUCUGAACGCCAUCUCUCAGCUAAGCCAAAACAUAAACAUAAACCAGCCCUUACUUCUAAGGCCGAGUCCAAUCACACCAAACCCUCUGAUGUUUUUGAACCAACCCCUGCUUUUCCAAAAUCCCAUGUUGACGCAGGAUCUGAAAGGAAUGAAUCUCCAAAACCGUCCAAUCACGCAAACGAGUAUGACGGAACAAAGUUUUGGACUGAACUUUGGGUUACGAUCGAAGAGUCAAACCCAAGACCUUCGGAUGAGAGAUGACAAACGGUUUAAUUACCCAAAACCAGAGGAAUCGGGUAGAGAUUUCAUCAACCAGAACUGCUUGAAAUUUAGUAUUGAUAAUAUUUUGAAAGCGGAUUUUGGAAGAAGGAUCACGGAUCCUCUGCACAAGAGAAGAGUGAAGAGCCGGCAGUUUGAGACGAAGAGUUCUCCGGUGAAGGAACCAGUAAAGCUGGACGAGCCGAGGGUCCCGGAGGUGAAGCCUGGAGAGAAGGGAGCCGUAGACCUGUCCAAGGAAGACAGCGGGAGUAGUCAAGGUUCUACCGCCGGUGCCGCUGCAGGCGAGGGGUCGAUGGUGUGGCCUGCCUGGGUAUAUUGCACCAGGUACAGCGACCGACCUAGUUCCGGUAGAAGUCCACGGACGCGGAGGCCGAAGAAACCUCCCGGGGACGGCACGCCCACGGACGAGAAGCGACCGCGGACUGCCUUCUCUGGGCCACAGCUUGCGAGGCUAAAGCAUGAGUUCGCUGAGAACCGUUACCUGACGGAGCGGCGGCGGCAGGCGCUGGCGGCGGAGCUGGGGCUGGCGGAGGCGCAGAUCAAGAUCUGGUUCCAGAACAAGCGCGCCAAGAUCAAGAAGGCGUCCGGCCAGCGCAACCCGCUCGCGCUGCAGCUCAUGGCGCAGGGGCUCUACAACCACAGCACCAUACCCCUUACUAAAGAAGAGGAGGAACUGGAGAUGAAGGCCAGGGAGAGAGAGAGGGAGUUGCAGAAUAGGUGUUAGUUGCAUUUCAUUAAUAAUAAGACAGUGUAACAGUAUGGACUUCUAGGUUUCGUGACGUCACAAAGUUAGUGUAUUGAAAUAACAUGCAAUUUUUUUCACGUUUUCUUGAACAGCUUAGUAAAUUAAUUUUGAAAAUGAGAUCAGAUUUGUUGAAACGAAAUUGAAAUUUAUGUAUUUAUUUUUAAACCAACGCAUUCACUAGGCACUAGACACAAUAUUAUGUGACGCUCAACAUGUUUGGCAACUUGAACAGCGCUACUGGCGCACACAAACAUGAUUUGUAUAGUAAUAUAACUUACAAGUUGUCCAACGUUGCUAAACAUGUGCAAAUGUUGCUAGUGAACGCGCUUCGUGUAACAUUUGAUCUUCUAGAGUCACAAAAUUACGAUAUUUUCGCGAACUUCAGUGUUAGUCAAAUUACGUCCCACACGAUUUGUAAAAAGCUUUUUUCUUGUAAAUAAUUGUUAAUGGUAACAAAUUAGGAAUAAGUUAUUUAUUGUGCAAUGUAGCAGUAUUAUUUGUUUUGACUGGACGGCUGGCGUUGGAUGCAUUGAUUACUUAAAAGAUGAGAAAGAAAUGGCUUUUUCUAACAUUACCUUUUUCUGCUCGUAAUGUGAAUGAUAUUUUUUUCCCUCUGAUUGAUAUCAAUUUACAAUUUAAUAUUAUAUUAUGCACACAAAAAUAUUCUAUUAGGGUUUCUAAGUUAUAUGUAAAGCGGUCACUUCCUUACGUGUUAUUUGCAAGAAUAUCAUCUCUUGUAGUGUGGAGGAACGGUAGUCGUCCAGCCAAGCAAUCGGAAUAUGUAAGUAAGCAUUCAUAUUGAUGUUUAACCCGUCAUGACUUGUCAAAAUUUUAUUUUCAAAUAUGUACAGGUAGCUGAAUGUUUGCCGCCAAACAUUGACAGCUACGCGUGUAACGGAAAAAUAACCUUAUUAUGUAGUAUAUAAGGUUAUAAUCCCGUGACACACGCAAAUGUCAUGUAGCUGUCUUGGCUCGCCGGCGAGCCACGAGAGACCAAGAGUUAAAAAGCGCUGUCAAAUAAAGAGCAACUCACAAAAAACUAAAGCGUAUUUUUUUGUACAUGAUUUGGAUACCUUCUAAUUAAUAUUCCUUACAAUCAAAUAAAAUAUUACAAUAAAUCAUGAUAUCCAAUACAGUUUGUACGUUGAUGUAUAUAGUAAUUCAGUAUUUGAAAGCGAAUUUUAGUUUUAAUAUGAAUCAAAUGAAAUAUUGGGCACACUGUUUGUGUUUAAAGCCAAUGAUUAAAAGAAAGCAUGUAUUUCGAGGUCAUUAAAUAUGAAAAAUUUCAAUGGGUUACUACUAAAAAAUGUAAAUACAGACUCUUCAUUAUUGUUGAUUGUAAUGUCAGAGAAAACUUGACGAACGUCGCGGUUUUACACUUACAGUGUGACCAAUACCUUAGUCCUUGAGAGUGACAUUAGACUGAAAUUAAGAUUGAAUGCCAAAAACAAAAAGCAAAGACAAUAAAACAUAAACAAAAUACUGGAUAAAUAAGUGUUGAUUGUAUAUUAACCCGAAUAUUUUGUUAUGAUUUCGAUUUUAAUUUCAGAAUUCUGUCACACCUUUGUUUAGAACGUAGCGAUUUAUAGAAGAAAUUAUUAAAAAACAAAUUAAAGUUA
Molecule: messenger RNA, 3292 nt
Organism: Manduca sexta (tobacco hornworm)
Lineage: Eukaryota; Metazoa; Arthropoda; Insecta; Lepidoptera; Sphingidae
Gene: Inv
Product: homeobox protein invected
Exons: 6
Coding region: 192-1652 (486 amino acids)
Biological process (GO): neuron differentiation; multicellular organism development; regulation of transcription by RNA polymerase II
Cellular component (GO): nucleus
Molecular function (GO): DNA-binding transcription factor activity, RNA polymerase II-specific; RNA polymerase II cis-regulatory region sequence-specific DNA binding
Source: RefSeq, a predicted model, not a curated record